This is a messenger RNA of Emericellopsis atlantica, 1890 nucleotides long. RefSeq names its product SWR1-complex protein 4. Lineage: Eukaryota; Fungi; Ascomycota; Sordariomycetes; Hypocreales; Bionectriaceae. Gene Ontology annotation, molecular function: transcription corepressor activity. The coding region runs from base 1 to 1890 and encodes 629 amino acids. Gene Ontology annotation, cellular component: Swr1 complex; NuA4 histone acetyltransferase complex. The record is from RefSeq and is a predicted model, not a curated record. The transcript is spliced from 2 exons. Gene Ontology annotation, biological process: negative regulation of transcription by RNA polymerase II; DNA repair; chromatin remodeling.
AUGAGUUCCAACGAUCUACGCGAUGUACUCAACCUACCCGACAGCAGCUCUGCAUCUGGCACUCCAGGCGGCAGCCACAGGCCAUCCAAGAAACAGCGCCUGUCCGCGCCGCGAUCGAAUCUCAAAGGCCUAGCGCGUGAGGUGCAGAGCCUGGGCGGAGACAACCCGAUUGCGAUUGUACCAGAGGUGUCCAGCUUCAAGAAGCGGCGGCUUGCGAAUCGAAAGCCCGCUGCCCGAUGGGACCUUGCGCCGUUUCGAAACUCGGCGCGCGACGACCCGAGUCUGAUGUUGCGGCACUGGAGGAGACGAGACGGACAGCAUGGACUGCAGCAGCAGGAACAACAACAACACGGCACAAAUGCAGACGCAAGCGCGCAACCGACGACGGAGCAGAACGGAGCGCAGGUGAAACAGGAGGGUGACAACGAGAUUGAGGACUCGGCGUUUGCAAAGUUCAACGUGCGACCGAGCAUACCACAGUACACGGAUGAGCAAUACAAGACACACCUCAAGAGCGACGACUGGUCCAAGGAAGAGACGGACUACCUGAUGGAGCUCGUGACCGACUUUGACGUGCGAUGGCCUCUGAUCUGGGACCGGUACGAGUGGAACCCACCAGCCACCAACGGCGUGGCGGAUGCGGAUGGCGACGAGAGCAAGGCGGUUGUGCCAAAGCAGGAAGCUCGCUCGAUGGAGGACCUGAAAUCGAGAUACUACGAGAUUGCGGCGAAGAUGAUGGCGGCCCAAAAGCCAAUUCAUGUCAUGUCACAAGCCGAGUUUGAGCUCCACGAGAUGAUGUUACAUUUCAACGCACAGCAAGAGAAGGCGCGCAAGGACUUUGCCCUCAACGCUCUGAAAAGAUCACGGGAAGAAGCGCGCGAAGAAGAGUCGCUGCUGCUCGAGGUCAAGCGCAUACUAGCGCGGAGCGAGCGUUUCAACGAAGAGCGACGGGAGCUAUACAACCGCCUUGACUUUCCCCAGUCCGAGCAGGACAUUAGCAGCAUCAAGACGUCCCAGGGCUUGCAGAACCUGCUACAACAGCUCAUGGCAGCCGACAAGAACAAGAAGCGAAGGUCACUCAUGGGCGCGGACAAUGCUCAUCCGGCCAACGCAGCCGCCGCCGCGGCAGCUGCUCAGGCCCAAGCCCAGGCGCAAGCGCAAGCACAAGCUCAGGAGAGCAGCCGGCGCGAGAGCACUGUGGCCUCGACGGGCGCGACAUCUACGCCUACAGGAGGCAAGAAGAAGGGCAAUCAACAAGCCGAGCGACCCAAGCUCACGGAGAAGGAAGAGCAGGUCUAUGGCGUAUCACAUCACGACCGUCUCACUUCAGGGCCUGUUUUCAGGUCCGAGAAGAUCAACAAGAUGUUUACGCACAAGUCAAAUCAGCAGCAACAGCGGAUCAACAAUGUCCUGCUCGAGCUGGACAUUCCUCCCAAGCUUGUCAUGCCCACGGUUGCCACCACGCAACAGUUUGAGCAGCUCUUUGCGGCCGUCAAUGCGCUCCUGGAUGCUCGGAAGGUGGCGGACAAGCUGGAUACGGAGCUCAAGCUCGAGCAGGCCAAGAAAGCGGAACGAGAGGCCAAAGAAUCUUCCAAUCAUGGCGAGGAGGACCCAGCUCAGGACAAGUCCAACCCUGACAUGCCAGUCACCAAGGGCGACGAGUCGGCGUCCAAAGAGGACAACGCCGAGACCGGCACCACGAGCGAGGCACAAGAAACGACGGAACCGGCGGCUGAUCCCAACGGCGAGGAGCCUGGUACACAGGACCCAGUGGAAGGCGAGGGGAGCAAAGAAGCGGCCGCUGAAGAGAGCAGCGGAGGACCGCACAAGCGCAGUGCCAGUGUCUUGAGCACGACGAGCGACAAAAGUGCCAAGCGCCAGAAGAAGUGA